GGCCCGGCGCGGUGCGGCCGUCGCGGAGCGGCAGGGCAGGUAGUAGCGGAGAGGAGCGGGCCGGCGCGGCCAUGGGGAAGGUGCAGCUGUUCGAGAUCCGCCUGGGAGAGAGCCGCGUCAUCUACAGCCCCGGCGAGCCGCUGGCCGGCACCGUCACCGUGCGGCUGUCGGGCUCGCUGCAGUACCGAGCCAUCAAGGUGAGCUGCGUUGGAUUCUGUGGGGUGUCAAACAAGAUCAAUGACACUGCCUGGACUGUGGAGGAACAGUAUUUCAACAGCACUCUGUCUCUGGCAGACAAAGGAGUCCUUUCAGCUGGCGAGCACAACUUUUCCUUCCAGUUCCUGCUGCCAGCCUCUGCUCCUACAUCAUUUGAAGGUCCUUUUGGCAAGGUCCUCCAUCAGGUGAAAGCUGUGAUAGACACACCUCGCUUCUCCAAGGACUACAAGUGCAACAAGAUCUUCUAUGUUCUCUGCCCUCUCAACUUGAAUGACAUCCUCGAUAUUGAGCAGCCCAACACUAUGUCUGUUACCAAGAAGUUCAACUACAAGCUCGUGAAGAGUGGCAACGUUGUCCUGACAGCCACCUCAGAUCUGAAAGGGUACAUUGUGGGGCAAGUGAUCCAGCUCCGCACAGACAUAGAGAACAAAUCAGGCCGGGACACCGGGGCUGUGGUAGCCAGCCUGCUGCAGAAAGUGGCUUACAAAUCCAAGCGUUGGAUUUAUGACCUGAGGACCAUUGCUGAGGUAGAAGGUUCAGGAGUGAAAGCCUGGAAACAUGCGGAAUGGAAGGAGCAGAUCCUUGUUCCAGCACUGCCCCAGUCCAUUCUGCAGGGCUGUAGCCUCAUACAUAUCGAUUACUAUAUCCAGGUUUCCCUCAAGUCACCAGAGGUUUCAGUCACCCUUCCCAUUUAUAUUGGCAACAUUGCAGUGAACAGGGUCCCUCUGAGCCCUUCUCGGUCUGUCCAGCACCUACCAUCUGCAGUGGUACCCAGUGCCCCCCCGGAGGAAGAGGAGGCUGCCGGCGGUUAUCACCCAAUGGACAAUGUCUUGAUCCCCACCAAAAGCCAUUCCCAGCAGCAGCCAUUUAGCUACGCCCCAGGACUGAGCUUCCAGGAAGCAGACUCGGAGCAGACAGGCUCCCCAAAUCACCCCACCCUCUGCCUCUCGACAGGAGCCACCAUCCCUUACUACGCCGAGGGAAACGUGGUGCCCGUGCCCACUGCUAGCUCACUCAUUUUGCCUCCAGAAUACAGCACGUGGGGCUACCCAUACGAAGCACCUCCAUCCUAUGAGCAGAGCUGCAGCAGUGCCAACUCCAGCAUCAGCAAUGGCAACUAGCCUCCCCUGCUCCACAUCCCGUCGGCACGAUGGUUCACCAGCCUGCUGCAAAGUCUGGUACAGCACAAGGCGUCUUUUUAUCUCUUUGGCUGCUUGGCAGAGUAAAUGGCACAUCCUGGCCUGGGCUUUUUAAAUCUCUUUCUUGGGAGGGGGAAGAUAAAAGGGCAGCCAGAGCAGCCCGUGUUGUGUGUAGGAGAGGUCUGAACCAUCUCAUUCUGCUGCACCAAAAGCUGGAAGAUCUGGUCUUGCCCCAGGGAUGCCCUCUGCAGCAGCCUGUAUUUGAAGUACUGUAGUCACCACUAACUGCUUUACUAUCAAAGCACCUGCGAUGCCUUAUCUGAAAUGCUCCUGACUUGGCAUGUCUCCAAUGUAGAUGAAGACUGGGCUGUGUGAACUUUCUCUUCUCUUUCGUGGGCUGCGUGCUCUGCAGAAAUGCUUCUAACAGCUCUUCCUCCUUGUCCUCAUAGGUCCCAGGGGUAGGUGAAACAGGAGCUUUCUUGGAGUAGGCAGGGUUGGAAGGUCAGGGACUCUUGCCAAGCCAAAAGCACAAGCCCUUGCUGUACCUGCGUAGUGGGAUGAGUGACUGGCAGCCUUUGGUGCCCGGGCAGUGACCUGGACCGCCGCCUGCUUGUGCUGAGUGGAGAGCAGGCUCUGUCAGCAAGGAGCCUUUUUAACUAGGAUAACUUUCUAGAGGAGACAGACCAUCCUUGCUUGCUGCUAGGAUGACCAGCGCCUGUCAAAUCUGUACAGGGGACACCAGCUCCUGUGCCCCAUCUCCUGCUCCUGCAGGGCACCCUCUCCAUCCCAGCUGUCUGGCCUUAGGCAAGCCAGAAUUACAUGACAAUCAAGUUACAGAAGUCUGUCUGAUGCUACCUCCGCAUCUACCAAGGACUCUGCCCAUGGAAGCCCCAUCCUCGGCGGUGCCCCCCUCUCCAGGCUCAGCCUGGCACUUUGUUCCCUGCUCCCACACCAGCACGGGGGGCUCGGGGAUGGCUGGUACUGCUGUGCUGCUCAUCUCCAGAACCACCACAAGAUGCAGAACGGAGAGAGUGGGAGCACAAACUGCUACACUUCAUUCACAGCCUCUGCUGGACCCGGCGGGUCAGGGGAAGAAGCUGGGAUACUGAAAGCAACUUUUUUUUUUUUCCUGUUUGAUUUUUUUUUUUUUUUUUUCCCCUUGUUGUUUAGCUUUUUAGCAUUGACUGCCCAAGCUGAGGAAACCAAACGCAGGACACUCAGAGCUAUGGGCAUCCAGCCAAGGCUGAAAUAGCAGACUGCACCUUUGGCACCUCUGAGAAUUGGUCCUGCACUUCCUGAUGCUGGGCAGGCAGUAUCUAACAAAUCUCCUAGGAGCUCUGCUUCCUCACACCCCCAGCUGGCUGCUGGGGACAAGCCUUGCUUUGCACUCUUCCUUUGCAAAAACCUUUUUAUUCUAUUUUGUUUUAAAAGUGUUGAACUGCUUUAAGGGUAGAGUAGAGAAGGUGCCGUUCUGAGCAGCGCCAGCACAGCAUCCACCAAUGUUGAUAGAAUGAUUGUCAUUGUCCUUAAAUAUAUAUAUAUAUAUAUGAGACAAAGUUUUGUUUUUAAUGAUCGAAUUCAUAAAUACAAAUUUUAAUGCUGUAUUUAAUAAAUUAUUCCAAGAGAAAUGCUGUGCUCUUUCUUCCAUUUCUGAUGCCUGUUGGAUCAGCUGGAAGGCUGCUCCCCGUGCCCACAGGUUUGCUGAUACCAUCUCAAACAAGUUGGAUUUGUCUCAGUGCUGUUGCUGCAAGCAGCCCGAAGCACAACCUGCCAGGAUACACCAGGAUUCUUCCUCACUCUCUGCUCACCUUGUGCUUCUGCCCAGCAGUUUAUUAUUUAGGACUUUCCCCUUUGCCUGGCGAUCCCAGACUGCAGGGUGAAAGCUUCCUCUUGCCCCCACCAGGGGCUGUGAGCCCAGCAUGCUGUGGCAGCAGAGUCAUAAUCAUAGAAUCAUAGAAUGGCCUGCCUUGAAAAGGACCACAAUGAUCACCUGGUUUCAACCCCCUGCUACGUGCAGGGUCACCAACCAGCAGCCCAGGCUGCCCAGAGCCACAUCCAGCCUGGCCUCGAAUGCCUCACAGUGUGGUGCUCACAGCAGGUGCCAGAGGGCAGGAAAGCCAUUUUUGGGGUGCACAGUCCGUGGCAGAGCAAUGGGAUCAGCCCUGCCUUGCUGCAGCCUGGAUCACAGGGAGCUCCUGUGGGCCCCUCCUUCCCCUCUCCUGUUUCUGAACUCUGUGCUGAAGACAAAAGCCUGGGUAGAAAAGCUUCAUAUGUAGGAAUUAAUUCAAUUCCUGGCUCAAAUUUGUAAACAAUUGGUUGUUUUUUUUUUUCCCUUUCUCUUUUGUUUGCAAUCAGGAGGGGAAGUGGCGGGGGCCUGUGAGACAAUUGUUUCCAAACGGCAUCCAAUGGAAAACACCAAAAAUAUCCUCUGCCCUUUCUCAUGCUGCUUCGUUCUCGCCGUGCACCUCUUUGCCCAUCCUGCUCUCCAGUGCUGUUUGUGUUCCACCAAACGCUGCUUUGGCUCCUGCUGCCCCACACGGCAUCGCUGGGGGCUGCUCUGCCCCCGAGCCGCUCUCACCCAUCGCGGCCGAGUCGUGCCCGGCUGCUGUGCUGCUUUUCUUUGCAGUUCUUGGUUUGCCGGGCCCGGAGCUGAGCGCGGUGUGAGAAGGGCUGCAGCUCCUCCUCGGCCCCACUUCCCCUCGCUGGAUGUUGGCUCCUGUUUGAGCUUUCCACUCAGUAGCUCCAUAGAAGCGUUUUCUGCCGUUGCCUGGAGGAAUUAUUUGGAACGACAGACAUGGCGGCCCAUCUUUGAACACAAUUCCACCCCUCUGCAACAGGAACGCAUCCCAUCCCGACUCCCUCAUUGACCCGGAUGGGACCGACCCACAGCUCCACACCGGGGCUGAGGUACCUAUUGACACCCGUGGGGUUCCUAUACAACCCCAUCCGGCUCCGUGCAACUCAAACCCUGCAAUCCGUUACAAUCGGGGAGCGCUCCAUCCCGGCUUUGAUCCCAACACAACCAACACCUCCCUCCCUUCAUAGGGCCGCGGCUGCGAGCUCGGGGGCCCCGCGGGGCGGUGCGAGCUGCGUGCGGGGCAGAGCCGGGCAGAGCCGAGCAGAGCCGAGCAGAGGCGGCCGCAACGCCCCGCACCGGGGGACUCUUAUUUUGACUGCGGCGCGGGGCGGCCGGGCGGGGGCAGCAGCGGCCGGCGCAGAGCGAUGGGAGCCGGGCGGGGCCCGAGGUCCCGUCCCUUCCUCCGCCUGCAGGGGCGGCCCCGGCUGGCCGUAAGGAGCGGGAGCCGCUGUACGGACGUGCGUUGGGGGAUGCGGGACGGAGCUGUGACCCCGAACCCGCAGAGCACGCGGAGUGCGGCGGGAGGUGUCACUGCCCUGCCUGCCCUUCUGCACGUGAAUGGGACCCCCGUGCGGUGGGAGCGGGGCAGAGCUCCGCCCUGUGCCCCCCUAUCGCCGACCCCCAUCUCAAGCCCAUUGCUGUGCUUAUUGUGUUCUGUGCCCGUCUCACCCCACCCUGUCUCACACCCAUUGCUGUCCCCGUUUUUCCCUGUCCCCAUUCCACCUCCAUCCCGUUCCUGUCUCCAUUGAAUCCCCGUCCCAUCACUGUCCCUCCCUCUCCCCAUCUCACCCCUUUUGCUGUCCUUACCCCAUUCUAUCCUCAUCUCAUCCCUAUCUCAUCCCCCUCCUAUCCCUAUUCCACCCCAUC
Messenger RNA from Phasianus colchicus (ring-necked pheasant), 5079 nucleotides. It is a transcript of the gene ARRDC1, whose product is annotated as arrestin domain containing 1. The record is from RefSeq and is a predicted model, not a curated record. Gene Ontology annotation, cellular component: cytoplasm. Gene Ontology annotation, molecular function: ubiquitin protein ligase binding; ubiquitin-like ligase-substrate adaptor activity. Gene Ontology annotation, biological process: protein transport. NCBI's taxonomy places the organism in Eukaryota, Metazoa, Chordata, Aves, Galliformes, Phasianidae.